Messenger RNA from Rotaria sp. Silwood1, 993 nucleotides. Lineage: Eukaryota; Metazoa; Rotifera; Eurotatoria; Philodinida; Philodinidae. The record is from the annotation of a GenBank genome assembly.
AUGACUGCAUAUGAUCUUCUUUCAUGGUCGAAAUCAGUCGAUCUGGCUGAACAAUAUCAAUAUUAUAUCAAUCAACAAAGUCAGUUAUCCAUGUCGAGUAAAAUAUUCUUCAAUUGUACACAACCAUGGUUUGGAACUCGAUGCCAGUAUUUUUUGGAAUUAAACGAUUCAAUUAUUUUGACAGAUAUUGAUUUAAUGAGUUCUUCGAUCAUUACUCAGACAUGCUAUAUACUUCUAGAUUGUGUUCGUGGUGGUCCAUUGAUGUGUCUCGAUUGGCGUGAGGUGUGCGAUGGUCGAAUUGAUUGUCUCAACGGUGCUAUUGACGAAAUGGAAUGUUUCAAUUUAGAAAUAAACGAAUGUGGUCCGGAUGAGUAUCGAUGUCACAAUGGUUUGUGUAUUUCGAAAAUCUUCUGGAAAAAUGAAGAAGAUACUGCUGAAUGUCUUGACCAGUCAGAUUUGUGGUACGAAUUUGAAUGUCCAACGUCAUUGUUUACAUUUAAUGCAUUUAGCAUGUUUGAAUGUGAAGAAUAUUCAUGUAAACCGGGUGAACGACAAUUUUCAUGUGGAGAUGGGCAAUGUGUUGAAGAUUUUGAUGCAUGUCAAAAUGGUCGUCAUCUGUUACUUGUUCAGUCGAUGAUUAAACUAGGAAAUUUAUCGGAUUAUUGCUGGAUAGUAAUGGCUUGUCUGAGUAAAAUUACCGAUCAGAUCGAUGGGAAAUUAUGCGAACAAAUUUUUAAGACGACUCUUAUUCUUAAUCAGCUACAAUUAUGUGAUGAUCUUACUCAAUUCCCAACAAUUCCUGUUCUUUUUGGUCACGUACAUUUUUUGUAUGCUCCAAAAAAUAUAUCCUAUGUAAAUAUCGAUUUAGCUUUUGUACCUGAUUAUGUUUGCUAUGAUGAACAAAUGUGCCAUUUUCUCAUUCCUACAUUUCAUCAUGAAAUUCAUGCUUGUCGACAUAGUCAUGAGAUGGGUUUGAAAUCAAAUGUGACAUAA